Polypterus senegalus (gray bichir) is the source of this 2675-nucleotide messenger RNA. RefSeq names its product F-box and leucine-rich repeat protein 20 (gene fbxl20). The transcript is spliced from 15 exons. The record is from RefSeq and is a predicted model, not a curated record. Gene Ontology annotation, molecular function: protein binding. NCBI's taxonomy places the organism in Eukaryota, Metazoa, Chordata, Cladistia, Polypteriformes, Polypteridae. Bases 573 to 1883 code for a protein of 436 amino acids. Gene Ontology annotation, cellular component: SCF ubiquitin ligase complex. Gene Ontology annotation, biological process: SCF-dependent proteasomal ubiquitin-dependent protein catabolic process.
CUUGAGGGCGGGGUGAAGCAAGGCGGAAGUUAUCUUACGGAGGAAAAAAAAUAAUAAUAAUAACAAUCCAAGUUUAAAGUGUUUGCCAGUUCGUGCUGGUGAAGAAAGCCGCUUCUGAGUAACUGCUGAGCUCUGCUGAAGGCCGGCGCGGCCCUGCUUCACCUGGAUCUUGCUAUACAGCUGGACCGGCCGGCGCGGCCCUCGAACGGGAGCAAACAAACCGCCGCACCGGUCCUCCUCCUCCCUGCCGAUCCGUCCAGCGACCCCCCCCCCCCCCUCGACCUCACUACCUUGACUACCUAAGCGUUUGUUCGCUCGCUGCCUCCUCUGUCCCUAACCCCCCUCCCCUUUGGUUUGGUCGCAUUUUUCUCACGGACGGGUUGCAGAGCUGUAGUUCCGCUGAAGGCUACGGCCGCCCGGAGCUCGACCUGCGCAGAGGCCCCGAGUGCGGUGCGGCCGAGGAGUAGGAGGAGAAGGAAGAAAGUGGACGGGUGGCCAGCCGUUACCGCCCGGAGGUCCCAAGUCAGUCAUCCCAGUGAGCGGAAGAAACCUCGUGGCCCCCCUGCUUCACAAUGGGCAAAGAAGUGAACGGCGUGUCGAGGAGCAGGUUUGAGAUGUUCUCUAACAGCGACGAGGCAGUCAUCAAUAAGAAGCUGCCUAAGGAGCUGCUGCUGCGAAUCUUCUCAUUCCUGGAUGUGGUGACGCUGUGCCGCUGUGCCCAAGUCUCACGGGCAUGGAAUGUGCUGGCACUGGAUGGUAGCAACUGGCAGCGGAUUGACCUUUUUGACUUUCAGAGAGACAUUGAGGGUCGUGUCGUGGAGAACAUCUCAAAGCGAUGUGGAGGCUUCCUGAGAAAGCUCAGUCUAAGGGGUUGCCUUGGCGUUGGCGACAGCGCGCUCCGGACCUUCUCUCAGAACUGCAGAAACAUCGAGGUCCUCAGUCUGAAUGGCUGCACCAAAAUUACAGACACCACUUGCUCCAGCCUCAGUAAAUUCUGUCCCAAACUGAAGCAACUGGACCUGGCGUCCUGCACCUCCAUAACCAACCUGUCCCUGAAGGCACUCAGCGAGGGAUGCCCUCUACUGGAGCAGCUCAACAUCUCUUGGUGUGACCAGGUGACCAAGGAUGGAAUCCAGGCUCUAGUCCGAUGUUGCCCGGGGGUCCGAUCUCUCUUCCUGAAAGGCUGCAGUCAGCUGGAGGAUGAAGCCCUCAAGCACAUCGGAGCCCACUGUUCAGAGCUAAUCACCCUGAAUCUUCAGGCCUGCACUCAAAUCACAGAUGAGGGACUCAUCACCAUAUGUCGAGGAUGUCACCGCCUUCAGUCCCUCUGUGUUUCUGGCUGUGCCAACAUUACUGAUGCCAUUUUACACGCCCUGGGCCAGAACUGUCCAAGGUUACGGAUUCUGGAGGUGGCCCGCUGCUCCCAGCUCUCGGAUGCUGGCUUUACCACUUUGGCCAAGAAUUGUCAUGAACUGGAGAAGAUGGACCUAGAAGAGUGUGUCCAGAUUACAGAUGCCACCCUCAUCCAGCUGUCCAUACACUGCCCACGGCUGCAGGUGCUGAGCCUGUCCCAUUGUGAGCUCAUCACCGAUGACGGGAUUCGCCACUUGGGGAGCGGACCAUGUGCCCACGACCGCCUUGAGGUCAUCGAGCUGGACAACUGUCCCCUCAUUACAGAUGCUUCACUGGAGCACCUGAAGGGUUGCCACAGCCUGGAGAGGAUCGAGUUGUACGACUGCCAGCAGAUCACCCGUGCCGGUAUCAAGAGACUCAGGACACAUCUCCCCAAUAUCAAAGUCCACGCUUACUUUGCACCAGUGACCCCGCCACCCUCUGUGGGGGGCAGCCGACAGCGUUUCUGCCGUUGCUGCAUCCUGCUAUGAUGCUGGAAAAAGCACCUUGAACCGUGGAGGUCUAUAAAUAUUGUAUAGCUGUGCAACAUUGAACCAGAGAGCGACCCAGAGACUUGUCUGCAGAUCUGCGUCACGCUGCUCACCCUCUUGCUGUCUGACAGAUCAGCCCUCUUGGGAAACAGUGUGGCGUCCCCUGCAGGUUAGAGUGCGCAAUGAAACCUGCCCUUCCACCAUACCCCAAACCCCCACCUUGACCCAUCUUCAGUUGACCACCAGGUGGCACCGCCUGUCUUCUCUGCUGCUCACUGUCAUCUGGCUGAGUCGUCCCACCCAUCUUCUGAUAAUCCAUAUAUUUUUAUAAAAAGAUUUAAGGACAAGAAUUUUGCAUGCAAUGAUCCAAAAUUUUAUAUAUAAAUGUGUAAAGCAAGCGCAGGUGUCAGAGGACCCUUCAGUUUAGGGUCGGGGUGGGGGAGGGAAUUGGUCACUCGUACGAGGUUCAAGUGGCCAGGGGUCUCGAUUCCAUGCAACCAUUAGCCUGAGCUGAACUGGCACGAGUCCCACCAGGUGCCCAACAGCAGUGGCGUGUGUUUUUAGUAGGAAGGACUGGGCUUCACUGUGGCAGUUUAGCUGCUCAGAUUGGUAAGUUGGUGACCAGGACAGGUCGGCCUUCAUUAGGUGUAAUAAGCCAGCAGAGCUCAGUAUUAAUUACCCGGUAGCUGAGGCUAGGGGGUCGUCUUUCCCCAUACUGCGUCAAGAGAUGUUGGAGUUAUCCAAAAAAAAAAAAGUUAUAAACUGUUGUAAACACAAAGAAGAAUAAAAUGG